Molecule: messenger RNA, 1026 nt
Organism: Iphiclides podalirius (scarce swallowtail)
Lineage: Eukaryota; Metazoa; Arthropoda; Insecta; Lepidoptera; Papilionidae
Source: the annotation of a GenBank genome assembly
AUGGAGGCUGUAGUUUUCGACGGAAAGUCGCUGACGCUUAAAUAUGAACCGAAUUAUCCAAUGCCGAAGAUAACUAAUGACACUGACGUCAUUGUCAAAGUAGAAUAUUCCGGAGUCUGCGGCACCGAUCUUCAUAUUAUACAGGGCGAGUUUCCAGCGUCCAAAGAUAGACCGUUACCUUUGGGCCACGAGUUCAGUGGGAUCGUCCAUGAGGCGGGCAAGGCGUCAAUCUUCAAAAAAGGCCAGAAGGUGGUUGUUGACCCCAACCGUGCCUGUAAUCUGUGCAACUUCUGCCGCGACGGCAACUACCAGUACUGUUUGUCGGCUGGCAUCAACAGUACGAUCGGCAUUUGGCGGGACGGCGGCUGGGCUCAGUAUACGCUGGCACCCCAAGACCAGGUCUACGCCCUGCCUGAUGGAAUCACCACGGAGCAAGCCGGCCUCUGCGAGCCAUACUCAUGCGUCUCCCACGGCUACGAUCGAGCGCUACCUUUACCGAUUGGCAGCAAAAUCCUCGUAGUUGGUGCUGGAAUUAUCGGGAAUCUCUGGGUUACAGUUCUUCACCACCAGGGGCACAGGGAGGUGACCGUUUCCGAGAUGAACAAGGCCAGAUUGGAAAUCGUUAAGAAAAUGAAUACGGGUUUCAGGCUCAUUACGCCGGACGUGCUCGAAAAAGAGAAGCAGUUGUACGACGUGAUCAUCGACUGUACAGGUGUUGGCAAAGUGAUGGAAGUGAGCUUCAAUUAUUUGAGACACGGCGGUAAAUAUGUGCUUUUCGGAUGUUGCCCACCCACACACAAGGCGACCGUGAACCCUUAUCAGAUAUACGACAAAGAGUUGACAAUCAUUGGAGUCAAGAUCAACCCGUUCAGUUUCCCGAAGGCGAUCGGCUGGCUCAAGGCAAUGGGCAACAGAUAUCUUGAUUACGAAAGCCUCGGCGUGAAGACCUUCAGGUUGUCGGAGUACCAGAAUGCGCUGGAUGAUCUGAAGACUGGAGUCAUCUCUAAGGCCAUCUUUAAAGUCGUU